Molecule: messenger RNA, 590 nt
Organism: Stylophora pistillata
Lineage: Eukaryota; Metazoa; Cnidaria; Anthozoa; Scleractinia; Pocilloporidae
Product: type-4 uracil-DNA glycosylase-like
Source: RefSeq, a predicted model, not a curated record
AACACCCUGCAUACAAGUCAAAAACUUUAGAAGAGCUGCGCCAGGCCAUUCUAAACUUUGAAGGAUGUGCCUUAAAGAAAACCGCCACAAAUACAGUUUUUUCUGAUGGUGUUCCAGACGCAACAAUUAUGCUGAUUGGGGAAGCUCCUGGUGCUGAUGAGGAUCGCUUAGGGAAACCUUUCGUCGGAAUGAGCGGUCAGCUGCUUGAUAAGAUGUUUAAAACGAUUGAAUAUUCUAGAGAGAAAAACAUCUAUAUCACCAAUAUGCUUCCUUGGCGUCCUCCCGGAAAUCGCCCUCCCACAACUGAAGAGAUUGCUUUGUGUCUUCCUUUUGUGGAAAAACAUAUCGCUCUUAUUCAGCCUCAAUGCCUUAUCUUUGUUGGGGGCACCUCUGCAAAAGCCCUUCUGAACACAAAAUCAGGCAUCAUCCGUCUCAGAGGGAUCUGGACCCAGUAUAAAAACCAGUUUAUGGACACACCCGUUAAAGCACUUCCCAUAUACCACCCUGCUUAUCUUUUGCGUUCUCCCAGCAACAAGCGCAAAGCCUGGCAUGACUUGAUGCUGAUCCAACGAACCCUAGAGAUGGUUUGA